AUGCUAAGCACAAGUUCAAACAGCAGACCCGGGCUCAGUUCAAACCAAUUGGGUUACUAAGUGCUGAAGGUUUAAUGUUUCGCCGUCAGUAUUACAGACAACAGGCUUUUCACGGACAGAUAUCUGGCAUUGGGUCUGGAGAAUGGGCAGCAGUAGCAGCAAGUUGUUUUGCUGUAAAUCUAGUGGGAAGAAAGAAUCUCCAUCAAAAGAACACCAGGAAUUUCCUCAAGAAUUAGCAGCGCUUCAUGAAGAUGGUGAUUUACUUGGAAAUAUUUCUGAUCAGCUACAGAAGGCAGAAGCAGCCCUUCACGGGAAACAUGAGAAAGAAUUGCAAGGGAUCAGAGAGGAGCACAAGACAGAACUUACACAACUUAAAGAAGAUCUAUGUUCAAUUCACAGUGCAGAGAAAAAACAGCUUCAACAGAUACAUGCUGAGGAUGUUGAGAAACUGAAACAGGAACUGCAAAAGAAAGAAGCCGCACAGUCAGAGUCCAGAAUAGAGGAACUGAAAGCCAGCCACUCUGAAUAUGUCAAGGUACUCCGAGAGGAAUGUGAGGCUGCAAUAGCAGGACUCGUGAAACUACAUAAACAGGAGCAGAAAUCAUUGACUGAAUCCUUUACAAAAACUAUCACAUGUCUUCAGGAAAGAAUAGAAGAGCUUUCUACCCAAGUCAACACAUUUCAAAAGAAGACAAAGAAAAUUGAAGAUGCAAUAUUAAGAAGAGAUCUCAGUGAAGACAAUCAGGACUCACAUCCACCAAACUUAUUCUGGGAGCAGGAACUGGAGAGUUUACGUUUUGUGGUGGAGAUGAAGAAUGAACGAAUCCAUCAGCUGGAUAAGGAAGUAUUACAGAUGAAGAAUCUGAUUGAAAUAAAUAACAUACAUGAGGAAAAAGUUAAAAUCCUUCAACAGGAAAACGAGGACUUGAAAGUUCGUCUGACAAACCAACAGGCCUUUGCAAGACAAUUAUCCAAAGAGCAUGAGGUCCUACAACAGACUUUGGAGAAAGAAACUACAGCCAAAGAACGACUUUGUCAGGAGAAAGAUGAACUGGUCUGGAAGCUGCAAAACGGAAAUGCAUCACCGACUGUUGAAACAUCAUGGAAACUACUUCACUCAGAGUCAUUAGACGUAUCCUUAAGGUGACAGUAAAUAUUAGAAGAACAGGAAUUUCAAAGAAAACUCGACAAUCUUGAUUAUUGUCCUCGUCCUGAGACAAGUUGAAAGCAUCUACCUCAGCAUGCUUGAUUUUGAUAGUCUCGGUGAAUUUCAGCCCUGAACUGAUUAGUGCCAACAGCUGAAUUUUAAAAAAGAUGCAACACUGCAAUGUUACCAAUCUCCAAAUGAAUCAUGAAUUGAACUGACAAUGGAUUUGGAUGAAAGGAGAAGGUGAAUUUUGAUUUAUAUGGUCCACCCUGCACAUUUUAUGCAACUGUGUUUAGAGAGAGCUUGACUCUGAGACACUUUAUUAAGGGCAUUUGCUGUAUGUUUAUUUUCCCUCACAAUUUCACAUACUUUAAAGUGUUCUUUGUUUUAGGAAAAUGGCACCAUUGUGAACUGCAUGCUUGGUGAAAUUAGUCUUCCUUGACACAAGUUUAUUCUUUAAGGAAAGCAAAUAUGAUCUUAGUUUUUAUUUUUAACAUAGAAAUGUUCAUCCUUUCAGUUAAUCCCUACAAUUGAAAUAUAGAUCGUGAUAAUAGUGACGCAGUUCAUCAGCGUAGAGUCUAAAGGUAACAUACAGUCAUCUUAAAUAUGACAGAAAAAAUUCUUAUUAUUCAUGAGGGGAGAAGAAUGACAGCCAUAUGAAAUUUUCAAAUAUUACCAAGUAAAAACUGGCAAUAUGCACAAAUAUAAAUAGGAAUUAAUCUUAGUUUUUUUUAUUUGCAUAUAAUUUGUGGUUUAAAAAAAUACAAAAUAAGCCAUUGUACCAAAGCUUGAUGCAUUAGCUACAAAUUAUAACGUCUACUUGCAUCUCAAAAUUUCAAGCACUUUCUAACAUUACAAUUGUAUUUAGAAUGAGACGUUAGAUCAGAUAGUUCAGAAGCUUAAGAAAGCUUCUGAUUGCUACUGCAAAAUAUCCCUUGGAAUUCCCAGGUUUUCCGGAAAGAAUUGCUUGUGUCUUCAAUAAAACUAUUGGAGACUGUUGGUGCUCGAUAAUGCCUGUUCACACCGCAGACGAUUACAGAGGACAGUCCACAGUCCCACACUUGUUAGAAAGGAACUCUGGAAGUCCACUUCCUAAUCCAAUUGAAACUGCCGACGAUUCCAUUGGAUGUAAUGAUGCUAAAUAUGAUGAUUAUCAAAGAGCUCUACAAUAAACUCCGGGUAGUGCAAAUAGUUCACAGACAACUAUAGUACACACACAGUACUCGAACAGGAUUUGAAUAUGAAAAAUGCAAUCCUCUGAACAGUGAUGAAAUCAGUGCCAGUCAAUCAGAUAAAUGAACAGCAGAAUGUUAGGAAAGCCAGAUAAUCAGGAAAUAAGUGCAGAUCUGGAAUUAGUAAGGAUAGGUCGUACUGAUAACAAUAGAAAACAAUAGCACUUUACUGAUCUAAUGAAUAGUUAGAAUUUUGUGUUAUAUUUUGAAGCCACCAAUGUGUAUUUAAAAUAAUUGAAUGCCAAAGUUUUCAAGGAUAAAAGUAAAUGAUUGUUCUGGCUUCUGCACUUACAUUUCCUUCAGGUUUGUGCAGUAUUUAAAUAUACCUGAUGGCUGUUCUUCAGUUCUCUGAACAAAGGUAGGUCUGACCCGCUAUGCCUAAACCUCUUCCGAGGGAAUGUCACUUAUUUCAAAGAAUGUAGUUAUUGAAGGAUAUUAGCAAUGACUUGGCUGAUUAUCAAAAAAAGGGAAAUGCACUCACUGAAUAUUUUAUAUCCCACCAACACGACAGUGGUGCAAUCAUAUUGGGCAUAUAUAUCAGAUGAGAAUAUUAAAUGACAUGAAUUUUCAUCACAACACACAAAUAAAGAGAAGUGUUCUUUUUCUAAUUUAAUGUGUCUCAUUUUCUCAGGCACUUUUAAGCUGAAAGUUUAUAUUUUAAAAAUCUCAAAGCCAGAAAUUCUGUAUUAAAUACUGGUUAGAUAUGAAAUAAAGCAAUAAAAAUGAGCAUGCUCCUAAA
Stegostoma tigrinum is the source of this 3118-nucleotide messenger RNA. RefSeq names its product coiled-coil domain-containing protein 69-like. Gene Ontology annotation, molecular function: microtubule binding. NCBI's taxonomy places the organism in Eukaryota, Metazoa, Chordata, Chondrichthyes, Orectolobiformes, Stegostomatidae. The transcript is spliced from 9 exons. Gene Ontology annotation, cellular component: nucleus; cytoplasm. Bases 143 to 1147 code for a protein of 334 amino acids. The record is from RefSeq and is a predicted model, not a curated record.